AUGGUGUGUGUUGAAUGCACAAGUGAGGAGGCCAACAGAUACAUCUAUACUGACACCUGUGGCUUCUCCAUCAUUAUGGCAGCAGCUGAGGCGACGCAGGAGACAGUGGAGUCCCUGAUGCAGAAGUUCAAGGAGAGUUUCCGCGCUAACACGCCCAUCGAGAUCGGUCAGCUGCAGCCAGCCCCGCGCAGGGCCUCAGCAGGGAGGCGGAAGCGGAGGAGCAAGUCUCGAGGGGGAAUCAGCUUUGGGAGAACCAAGGGGACUUCAGGUUCAGAGGCAGAUGACGAAACACAGCUGACGUUCUACACGGAGCAGUACCGGAGUCGCCGCCGCAGCAAAGGUUUGCUGAAAAGCCCGGUGAAUAAGACGGCCUUGACAUUGAUUGCUGUGAGCUCCUGCAUCCUGGCCAUGGUGUGUGGCAGUCAGAUGUCCUGUCCACUGACCGUGAAAGUGACUCUGCAUGUGCCUGAGCACUUCAUUGCAGACGGUAAGAACCAAGCAUAAAAGAUGCCCCAUUACCUGCUCGUCACCUUGCACCCCUGUCUGGUCAAAUGUCCUCCAUGCAUAGCCCAACUUCACAAUCAGAUUACCCAAAAAAAACCCAAAAACAAAAACAAACAAACAAACAAACA
Molecule: messenger RNA, 632 nt
Organism: Panthera uncia (snow leopard)
Lineage: Eukaryota; Metazoa; Chordata; Mammalia; Carnivora; Felidae
Product: astrotactin-2-like
Exons: 4
Coding region: 1-504 (167 amino acids)
Biological process (GO): neuron cell-cell adhesion; neuron migration
Source: RefSeq, a predicted model, not a curated record